CUCCAGGCGGGCGCUGCACAAAGGCAGAGCCGGACCGCGUCUCAAAACCGAGCCGAGGCUGCCCGACGCACGCAGAAUGGCGCCCUCCGCCAUCAGCAAGUUCAGCAACUACGCCGCGUCGCAAGGCCGGCCCGACCUCGCCGAGCUGCUUCCCACCGAGGAGGGCGCCCCCGUCGUCAUCGAAUUGGGCGCGGCGAACGCGUCGCGACUGUUGGAUGACGAGGACGCUGAAGUGAUCGCGGAGGGCUCGAAGGACGCGGGAUUGUGGAUCGAGAAAGUCGCGCUGCCGCACCAUUCGGUGGGCGACGCCGGCGCUGCCCAUCUGGCCAAGCUGUCCAUGUGCAAGGCGCUCGAUCUCACGGCCAAUGGUUUAUCAGCGAAGGGCCUCGAGGCCAUCACCGAAGCCAUGACCGGCGUCACCUCCCUCAAACUGGGCUGGAACGCCUUAGGAAGGGCGGGCGGCGAGAUCGUCGCAAAGGCUAUGGGUCGGCCGGGCUGCCCCCUGAAGGAACUGGACCUGAGCCAUUGCGAAAUCGACGCGCCCGGGUUAAUAGCCAUCUGCGCGGUUUUGAGACAUGAGGAGACGGCGCCGCCCAUCGAAAUCCUGGACCUGGGCAGCAACAAGCUCUUCUGCGAGACGCACGAGGACGUCGCGAAACAAGUGUCCACUUGUGUCGGCCUGAACAAAACGCUGAAAGUCCUGAGACUGCGCAAUUUGAGAUUCGACGACGCCUGCGCCGGCUACAUCAGCGACGCUAUUCGAGUAAACAAGUCGUUGACCGAAGUUGAUUUAUCUGCGAAUAGAAUAUGCGCGGCCGGCGCCGCGGCGUUAGCUGGGGCGUUGUACGAUGCUUGCUUUACCGCAAGACGCAAGCAGAUGGAGCCCGAACCGCCCCUGAAGAAGCUGGACCUCUCGCGCAAUGUGGUGGGAGACGGCGGCGCCGCGGCUUUGGCGGAGAUGAUCGCCGCCGACCCUUCUCUCACAGAGUUGCGGGUCUGCAACAACGGCAUCCGGGACGAGGGCGGGGCCGCUCUCGCGACCGCGUGCCUCGCGAAGACGCAUCUCGAGUACCUGGCCAUGUGGGGCAACACGUUCGGGCCCAAGGCCUGCGCGGCCAUCGACCACCUGGACAACGGGGACCACGACGCGUUCGUGGAUCUGGACGUCCGGACUUAUGAGGUAGACGGCAAGCUCAAGGCGUCGCGGGCGAAUAAGUAGC
This is a messenger RNA of Pelagomonas calceolata, 1220 nucleotides long. The record is from the annotation of a GenBank genome assembly. NCBI's taxonomy places the organism in Eukaryota, Pelagophyceae, Pelagomonadales, Pelagomonadaceae.